Candidula unifasciata is the source of this 463-nucleotide messenger RNA. Lineage: Eukaryota; Metazoa; Mollusca; Gastropoda; Stylommatophora; Geomitridae. The record is from the annotation of a GenBank genome assembly.
GUCACUCCCAUACCUAACUGCCUGUGGUAGCAGUUUUAAAGAGGGCGUUCAGAGUUCUCUUACAGUUUCCUUUAUGAGACACAGAUUACUUGCAACAAAAGCCUCAGCAUCGCCAACAGUAGACCAGGCUGGUCAUGAAGACCUAAAACUGAGUGAUUCGUGCGUCAAAAGACUAAAAGAAAUAGGAGCAAAUGGUGACUCUCAUUUACGCAUCUUUGUUGAAGGAGGUGGUUGUUCUGGUUUCCAGUACAAAUUCGAGCUUGACUCCAAGAUUGAAGAAGAGGACAGAAUAUUUGAGAGAGAUGGAGUCAAAGUCAUCAUUGAUAAAGACUCUUUGGAAUUAGUAAAAGGAUCAACUAUUGACUACUACCAAGAACUGAUCAGGUCUUCUUUUAGAAUCUUAGACAAUCGACAGGCAGAGCAGGGAUGUUCGUGUGGUGCAUCGUUUUCCAUUAAACUGUAA